GCAGCUUCGAGAUGGGGUCCCAGGUGUCGGUGGACCCAGGAGCUCAGCACGUGGUGAUUGUGGGCGGGGGCUUCGGCGGGAUCGCAGCCGCUAGCCAGCUGCAGGCCCUGAACAUCCCCUUCCUGCUGGUGGACAUGAAGGAUUCCUUUCAUCACAAUGUGGCCGCUCUUCGCGCCUCAGUGGAGAGUGGGUUCGCCAAGAAGACGUUCAUUUCCUAUGUGACCACCUUCAAGGAAAGCUUCCGGCAGGGCCUGGUGGUGAAGAUCGACCUGAAGAAUCAGACGGUGAUGUUGGAGGAUGGGGAGGCGCUGCCCUUCUCACACCUGAUCCUGGCUACAGGCAGCACCGGCCCCUUUCCCGGAAAACUGAACAAAGUCUGCAGCCAGCAGGAGGCCAUCGAGUCCUACGAGGACAUGGUGAGGCAGGUCCAGCGUGCCCAGUUCAUCACAGUGGUGGGAGGAGGCUCUGCAGGUGUGGAGAUGGCUGCAGAGAUUAAGACAGAGUACCCUGAGAAAGAGGUGACACUCAUUCAUUCCAAAGUAGCCCUCGCUGACCGGGAGCUGCUGCCAGCUGUCCGGCAAGAAGUGAAGGAGAUCUUGGUCCGGAAGGGUGUGAAGCUACUGCUGAGUGAGCGGGUGAGCAAUCUGGAGGAGCUGCCAGUUAACGAGUAUCGAGAGUAUAUCAAGGUGCUGACAGACAAAGGCACGGAGGUGGCCUGUAACCUGGUGAUUGUCUGCAACGGGAUCAAGAUCAACAGCCAGGCCUACCGAAGUGCUUUAGAGGGCCGGCUGGCCAGCAACGGGGCAGUGAGAGUGAACGAGCACCUGCAGGUGGAAGGUCACAGCAACAUCUACGCCAUCGGUGAUUGUACAGACCUGCAGGAGCCCAAGAUGGCCUAUCACGCUGGCCUCCAUGCCAGCAUCGCCGUAGCUAACAUCGUGAACACCGCCAAACAGAGGCCCCUCAAGGCCUACAAGCCAGGGGGACUCACCUUCCUCCUGUCCAUGGGGAGAAAUGACGGCGUGGGCCAGAUCAGCGGCUUUUACGUAGGCCGCCUCAUGGUCCGACUGGCCAAGAGCCGGGACCUGUUCAUCUCCACGAGCUGGAAGACCAUGAGGCAGACUCCACCUUGACCAGGGAAGCCGGCAGUAGGACCAAGAAGUGGCCACCGUGGCUGAACAGACAUGAUGGAGUGACAUCAGUGACUGCUGAUGAGUGCCCACGGGCAAAAGCUGCUUUUAUGGAAUAAGAUGCCAAUGUACUGACCAGAAACAAAUUCUAUACAAAAUGAGGAUGAGAGUGAGUGAGAGUGAGAGGAGGGAAAAAACG
Molecule: messenger RNA, 1329 nt
Organism: Suncus etruscus (white-toothed pygmy shrew)
Lineage: Eukaryota; Metazoa; Chordata; Mammalia; Eulipotyphla; Soricidae
Gene: AIFM2
Product: apoptosis inducing factor mitochondria associated 2
Exons: 8
Coding region: 12-1133 (373 amino acids)
Biological process (GO): apoptotic mitochondrial changes; positive regulation of apoptotic process
Cellular component (GO): cytoplasm; mitochondrion
Molecular function (GO): flavin adenine dinucleotide binding; electron-transferring-flavoprotein dehydrogenase activity
Source: RefSeq, a predicted model, not a curated record